Messenger RNA from Bacidia gigantensis, 7581 nucleotides. RefSeq names its product Pre-mRNA-processing-splicing factor 8 (gene PRPF8). Gene Ontology annotation, molecular function: protein binding; pre-mRNA intronic binding; metallopeptidase activity. Bases 1 to 7581 code for a protein of 2526 amino acids. NCBI's taxonomy places the organism in Eukaryota, Fungi, Ascomycota, Lecanoromycetes, Lecanorales, Ramalinaceae. The transcript has a single exon. Gene Ontology annotation, biological process: mRNA splicing, via spliceosome; spliceosomal tri-snRNP complex assembly; intein-mediated protein splicing. Gene Ontology annotation, cellular component: U5 snRNP; catalytic step 2 spliceosome. The record is from RefSeq and is a predicted model, not a curated record.
AUGUCGUCCCUUCCACCACCUCCGCCGCCUGGAUGGGCUGGUGGUCCUCACUCUAUGCCUUCAGCUCCGCCCCCACCAGGGUAUCAGCCACCCUCAGACCCUCAAGUCGCGAAAUAUGCCCAGAAAAAGAAGGAAUGGCUGCGGUCACAGCGCAACCGCUUCAGUGAGAAGAGAAAGGGUGGAUUUGUGGAAACACAAAAGGCGGAUAUGCCCCCUGAGCAUCUGCGCAAGAUUGUCAAAGACAUUGGGGAUGUUUCGCAGAAGAAGUUUAGCAGUGACAAGAGAAGUUACCUGGGCGCUCUGAAAUACAUGCCGCAUGCUGUAUUGAAGCUGUUGGAAAAUAUGCCUAUGCCAUGGGAGUCUGCAAGAGAAGUGAAGGUGUUAUACCAUGUGAAUGGGUGUCUUACGAUCGUCAACGAAACACCCAGAGUCAUCGAGCCAGUAUUUCAUGCUCAGUGGGCUACUAUGUGGGUUGCUAUGCGACGAGAGAAAAGUGACAGGAGGCAUUUCAAACGAAUGAGGUUUCCACCUUUCGAUGACGAGGAGCCUCCGCUGUCCUGGUCUGAGAACAUCGAGGGUGUUGAUCCUCUCGAGCCCAUUCAAUUGGAACUUGAUGAUCAGGAAGAUGCUGCUGUUCUCGAAUGGCUGUACGAGCAUCGCCCACUUCUGGACACGCCUCACGUCAACGGACCGAGCUACAAAGAUUGGAAUUUGUCUCUUCCUCAAAUGGCUACUCUUUACCGUCUUAGCCAUCAGCUUUUGAGUGACCUUGUCGAUAAAAAUUAUUUCCACAUGUUCGAUCUGAAAAGUUUCCAGACAGCAAAGGCGCUGAAUGUCGCCAUGCCUGGUGGUCCUCGAUUCGAACCUUUGUACAAAGACAUCGAUCCCAACGACGAAGACUUCGGUGAAUUCAACGCUAUUGAUAGGAUCAUCUUCCGCGCGCCAAUACGUACAGAAUAUCGCGUGGCUUUUCCAUAUCUCUAUAAUUCUCUUCCUCGAAGCGUCAAGCUGUCCUGGUAUUCGUAUCCCCAAGUAGUAUACGUUCGGGCGGAAGAUCCCAGUCUUCCUGCAUUUUAUUUUGACCCCGUGAUCAACCCUAUAUCUUCGCGAUCAGUCGCACCGAAGAACUUAAGCGUCAGCCACGAGGAUGAAAUAUUCGGCGAAGGAAAUAUGGAAGACGAGGAAUUUGAGCUGCCCGGUAAUGCACAGCCAUUCCUUGCUGAUGAGGAGCUGUAUACUAGCGAGACUGCAUCUGCUAUCGCGCUGUGGUGGGCGCCAUACCCUUUUGAUAGACGGUCUGGCAAGAUGACCAAAGCACAAGACGUACCACUUGUCAAGCAGUGGUAUCUUGAGCAUUGUCCGCAAGGACAGCAUGUCAAAGUGCGAGUGUCAUACCAGAAGCUGCUGAAAACUUACGUGUUAAAUGAGCUUCAUAAAAAGAAGCCUAAAGCUCAGAAGAAGCAAAAUCUUAUGAAGUCGCUCAAAUCUACGAAAUUUUUCCAACAGACCACGAUUGACUGGGUUGAGGCUGGUCUACAGGUUUGCAGGCAAGGGUUCAACAUGCUCAACCUCUUGAUCCAUAGAAAGAAUUUGACUUAUCUUCACUUGGACUACAAUUUCAAUUUGAAGCCUGUAAAGACCCUGACGACAAAAGAACGAAAGAAAUCUCGAUUUGGAAACGCAUUCCAUUUGAUGCGAGAGAUUCUUCGUCUUACGAAAUUGAUCGUUGAUGCUCAAGUCCAGUAUCGUUUGGGCAACAUUGAUGCUUUUCAACUCGCCGAUGGGAUACUUUACGCAUUCAAUCAUGUUGGCCAAUUAACCGGCAUGUACCGCUAUAAGUAUAAGCUCAUGCAUCAGAUCCGGUCCUGCAAAGAUUUGAAGCAUUUGAUAUACCACCGCUUCAACUCUGGUCCGGUAGGAAAAGGCCCAGGAUGCGGUUUCUGGGCUCCCGCUUGGAGGGUAUGGCUCUUCUUCAUGCGUGGAAUCAUUCCUCUAUUGGAACGUUGGCUUGGUAAUCUCUUGUCUCGACAAUUUGAAGGUCGUCACAGCAAGGGCGUGGCGAAGACUGUCACAAAACAGCGAGUUGAAUCACAUUUUGAUCUUGAACUUCGUGCCUCGGUAAUGGCUGAUUUGAUGGAUAUGAUGCCCGAAGGCAUCAAACAAAACAAAGUCAAUACCGUGCUGCAGCAUUUGUCAGAGGCGUGGCGAUGCUGGAAGAGUAAUAUUCCAUGGAAGGUGCCUGGCUUGCCUGCACCAAUCGAAAAUAUCAUUCUUCGAUACGUCAAAAGCAAAGCUGACUGGUGGAUAUCCGUCGCACACUACAAUCGAGAACGUAUAAGGCGUGGUGCGACUGUAGAUAAGACUGUUGCAAAAAAGAACCUGGGACGUCUGACGCGUUUAUGGCUCAAAGCAGAACAAGAGCGCCAACACAAUUAUAUGAAAGACGGGCCAUACGUCUCAUCUGAGGAAGCUGUUGCUAUCUAUACGACCACAGUGCAUUGGCUUGAAUCAAGGAAAUUCUCUCCUAUUCCCUUCCCUGCCGUAUCGUACAAGCAUGACACAAAGAUCUUGAUUCUCGCUCUGGAGCGCUUACGGGAGGCAUACUCUGUCAAGGGCCGCCUUAAUCAGAAUCAACGGGAGGAGCUUGCAUUGAUUGAGCAAGCAUAUGAUUCGCCUGGUACAACCCUUUCCCGAAUCAAGCGCUUCCUUUUGACUCAGCGCGCCUUCAAAGAAGUUGGCAUUGAUAUGAACGACAACUAUAGCCACAUCAAUCCCGUCUACGAUAUCGAGCCAAUUGAGAAGAUUACAGACGCCUAUCUAGAUCAAUAUCUGUGGUAUCAAGCAGACCAGCGGCAUCUUUUCCCAGCUUGGAUCAAGCCAUCGGACUCAGAAGUGCCGCCUCUGCUGACUUACAAAUGGGCUCAAGGUAUCAACAACCUCGACAAAGUGUGGCAGACAGAGAACGGUGAAUGCAAUGUGAUGAUCGAGACGCAGCUUUCCAAAGUUUACGAGAAGAUCGACUUAACACUUCUCAACCGGCUGCUGAGACUCAUCAUGGAUCACAAUCUCGCGGACUACAUCACAUCUAAGAACAAUGUGCAAUUGAGUUAUAAGGACAUGAAUCAUACAAAUAGCUAUGGAAUGAUUCGUGGCUUACAAUUCUCCGGCUUCGUCUUCCAAUACUAUGGGCUUGUGCUGGAUUUGCUACUCCUAGGCCUGCAACGAGCGAGCGAAAUUGCUGGCCCUCCGCAAGGUCCUAAUGACUUUUUGCAAUUCAGGGAUCGCAAAGCUGAAACUAAACAUCCUAUCCGACUCUACACCAGGUAUAUUGAUCAUAUUUGGGUGUUCCUCCGCUUCUCAGCAGACGAGUCUCGUGACCUCAUCCAGCGAUUCUUGACCGAGCAACCAGACCCGAACUUUGAAAACGUCAUAGGCUACCGAAACAAGAAAUGCUGGCCUCGAGACUCACGUAUGCGACUCAUGAGACACGACGUCAAUCUAGGUCGUGCUGUUUUCUGGGACUUGAAGAAUCGGUUGCCACGGUCUGUCACUACUGUUGAAUGGGAUGAUACGUUUGCAAGCGUGUACAGCCGCGACAAUCCUAAUCUUUUAUUCUCGAUGUCCGGGUUUGAAGUCCGCAUUUUACCAAAGAUCCGAAAUCAAGAUGAAGAAUUCCCAGUCAAAGACAGCGUCUGGUCUCUGGUCGAUAACAAGAGCAAGGAGCGGACUGCGCACGCAUUCCUGCAGGUCACUGAAGAGGACAUCCAGAAAUUCAAUAACAGAAUCAGACAGAUUCUCAUGUCUUCCGGGUCCACCACAUUCACAAAGAUUGCCAAUAAGUGGAACACGAGCUUGAUAGCACUUUUCACGUACUACCGAGAGGCAGCUGUCUCCACUGUAAAUUUGCUUGACACAAUUGUGAAGUGCGAGACAAAAAUCCAAACAAGGGUCAAGAUUGGCUUGAAUUCGAAGAUGCCUUCCAGGUUCCCGCCUGCUGUAUUCUAUACUCCCAAGGAACUUGGCGGCCUUGGUAUGAUCUCAGGAUCACACAUACUCAUCCCCACAAGCGAUAAGAGAUGGUCAAAACAAACAGACACUGGCGUCACUCAUUAUCGUGCCGGUAUGAGCCACGAUGAGGAGACUCUCAUACCUAACAUCUUUCGAUACAUCAUACCCUGGGAGGCUGAGUUCAUCGACUCACAGCGUGUCUGGACUGAAUAUUCGCAGAAACGACAGGAAGCAAACCAGCAGAACCGUAGGCUGACUCUUGAGGAUCUUGAAGACAGCUGGGAUCGGGGUUUACCGCGUAUCAACACCCUGUUCCAAAAGGAUCGCAGCACCUUGAGCUUCGAUAAGGGCUUCAGAGCACGAACAGAAUUCAAGAGCUACCAGCUCAUGAAAAGCAACCCUUUUUGGUGGACGAGUCAAAGGCAUGAUGGCAAGCUCUGGAAUCUAAAUUCUUAUAGAACCGAUGUUAUUCAAGCACUGGGUGGUGUCGAGACUAUUCUCGAGCAUACACUCUUCAAAGCCACAGCGUUUCCAUCAUGGGAAGGUCUCUUUUGGGAAAAGGCUUGUCUGGCCCUCGGGACACAGCUGCUGCGAUAUGAUGGUAGUAAGGUCGCCGUCGAAGAUGUCGAAGAGGGCGAUGUACUGCUUGGUCCGGAUGGUGGACCUCGUCGCGCAUCGAAUGUAGUCAAGGGCAAAGACCGCCUCUAUCGUAUCAAGAUGGGUGGUAACAAAGAAGAUCUUGUCGUAACACCAAAUCAUAUCCUCGUUCUCUAUCGAGAGAAGGUCCGUACAAACAAUCACGAAGGACCGUCCAUUCAAAGUCAUUACGAACGCUACGACACCGUCGAGAUGGUAGCCGCGGAUUUUGCGGCACUUGACCCAAAGAAGAGAGAAAGACACCGGCUCUUCAAAUGUCCAGAUCUCUUGCGUAAGCAUUCUGUUGGGCGUGCCGUCUCUCAAGCAGACAGCUUCAUUGUCAAGGAUGUUGCGCUUGAGUCUGAGGCCACGAUGUGGGCUGGCUUCCGGGUCGAUGAAGACCAGCUUUACUUACGACACGACUAUCUCGUACUCCACAACAGUGGUUUCGAAGAAUCCAUGAAAUUUAAGAAGCUGACCAAUGCACAACGAUCUGGUUUGAACCAAAUCCCUAACCGGCGUUUUACACUCUGGUGGUCGCCUACCAUCAACAGAGCGAACGUGUACGUCGGUUUCCAGGUUCAGCUUGAUUUGACUGGCAUCUUCUUACACGGCAAAAUCCCAACCUUGAAGAUAUCAUUGAUUCAGAUAUUCCGAGCCCAUUUGUGGCAAAAGAUCCACGAGUCUGUCGUCAUGGAUUUGUGCCAGGUGUUCGACCAAGAACUCGAUCAAUUAGGGAUUGAGACGGUUCAAAAAGAGACGAUCCAUCCUCGUAAGUCCUACAAGAUGAAUAGCUCAUGCGCAGACAUCUUGCUUUUCGCCACACACAAAUGGAAUGUCACUCGACCUUCCCUCCUUUUCGAUACUAAAGAUAUUACGGAGCCUACAACGACCAACAGGUUCUGGCUUGAUGUACAGCUUCGCUAUGGUGAUUAUGACUCUCAUGACAUUGAACGAUACGUCCGUGCGAAAUACUUGGACUACACUACUGAUAGCAUGAGUAUCUAUCCAUCAGCUACUGGGCUCAUGGUCGGGAUCGACCUUGCGUACAAUCUAUACUCGGCAUUUGGCCAAUACUUCCCUGGUCUCAAACAACUGAUCCAGAUGGCGAUGGCGAAAAUAAUGAAGGCAAAUCCUGCGCUUUAUGUCUUGAGAGAACGUAUUCGAAAAGGUCUCCAGUUGUAUGCUUCGGAAAGCAACCAAGAAUUCUUAAAUUCUCAGAACUACUCUGAAUUGUUUAGCAACCAAAUCCAACUCUUCAUUGAUGACACAAACGUCUAUCGAGUCACGAUCCACAAGACGUUCGAAGGUAAUUUGACGACGAAGCCAAUCAACGGCGCCAUCUUCAUCUUCAAUCCAAGGACAGGUCAGCUUUUCCUCAAAGUCAUCCACACGAGCGUUUGGGCAGGUCAAAAACGUCUUGGUCAAUUAGCAAAAUGGAAGACGGCCGAGGAAGUCGCAGCUUUGAUCCGUUCUCUUCCUGUCGAAGAACAGCCGAAGCAGCUGAUUGUGACCCGAAAAGGUCUCCUUGAUCCACUAGAGGUGCAUCUGCUCGACUUCCCUAACAUCUCCAUCCGUGCUUCUGAGUUACAGUUGCCUUUUCAAGCGGCCAUGAAGGUCGAAAAGCUAGGUGAUAUGAUUCUGCGUGCAACAGAGCCAAAGAUGAUGCUCUAUAAUUUGUAUGAUGAGUGGCUUAAGAGUAUUUCUUCAUAUACUGCCUUCUCUCGCUUGAUCUUAAUUCUCAGAGCCCUGCAUGUCAAUCAAGACAAAACGAAGCUUCUACUUCGACCAGACAAGACCGUUAUUACCAAGGAACAUCACAUUUGGCCUACCUUGUCAGAUGAAGAUUGGAUCAAGGUAGAGGUGCAGUUGCGCGAUCUCAUCCUCAACGACUAUGGAAAGAAGAACAACGUGAACACCUCAUCCCUGACGAGCAGCGAAGUCCGCGACAUCAUUCUAGGAAUGGAAAUCAGUGCACCAAGCAUGCAACGGCAACAAGCCGCUGAGAUCGAAAGGCAACAGCAAGAACAACAACAAAUCACAGCCGUAACCACCAAGACCCAGAAUGUCCACGGCGAAGACAUCAUCGUCACCACCACCUCGGCGUUCGAGCAGCAAUCCUUCGCCUCAAAAACCGAAUGGCGUACCCGCGCCAUUGCGACCUCAAAUCUCCGCACCCGCGCAAACAACGUUUACAUCUCCCCCGAAGGUGUAGCCGAAGACGCUCACCAUACCUACAUUAUGCCCAAAAACAUUCUAAAACGUUUCAUCACCAUCUCGGACUUGCGCGUGCAUGUAGCAGGAUACCUCUACGGCGCCUCCCCACCCGACAAUGACGUUGUCAAGGAAAUCAAAUCCAUCGUCCUGGUCCCUCAAGUCGGCAACACCCGCGAAGUCCAACUUCCACACCAACUCCCGCAGCACCCAUCUCUUGCAAAGCUUGAGCCUCUGGGUAUAAUCCAUACAGUUGCUGGGAACGAGCCCCCUUACAUGGCCGCCGCAGAUGUUACCCAGCACGCGCGCCUCAUGUCCCGCCACGCGUCCUGGGACAAGAAGACAGUCACUCUCACCGUCUCCUUCACGCCCGGCUCUGUCUCGCUGAAUUCCUGGGCCCUCACGCCCCAAGGCUAUAAAUGGGGUGUGGAGAAUAAAGACCUUUCCUCAGACAUGCCCGCCGGCUUUUCCACAACGGGUUACGGGGAGAAAACACAACUGUUGCUGAGUGAUCAUAUCAGAGGUAUGUUUCUCGUGCCGGAGGAUAAGCGGUGGAAUUACAGUUUCAUGGGAGCAGGAUUUUCGGGCGUGGAGAAGAAGGUCGUUAAUGUUAUGGUGGAUACGCCUGUGGGGUUCUAUGAUGCGAUCCAUCGCGCUGUGCAUUUCCAGAGUUUUGCUGAGUUGGAGGAUAUUGGGGUUGAUAGGAAUGAUAAUUUUGCGUGA